GUGGUGGAGAUGCACGAUGUGACGGUGCAGGAUCCCAAGCUGCUAGUCCACUUGAAGGCCACCCGCAACUCGGUCCCCGUGCCCCGCAACUGGUGUUUUAAAUGUAAAUAUCUCCAGGGGAAGAGAGGCAUCGAGAAGCCGCCAUUUGAGCUGCCGGAAUUCAUUAAGCGCACCGGGAUCCAAGAGAUGAGGGAAGCCCUGCAGGAAAAGGAGGAACAAAAAAACAUGAAAUCCAAAAUGCAGGAGAAAGUCUGGCCGAAGAUGGGCAAAAUCGACAUCGAUUACCAGAAACUGCACGACGCCUUCUUCAAAUGGCAGAUCAAGCCAAAGCUGACCAUUCACGGUUACUUGUACUACGAGGGCAAAGAGUUCAAGACACGUCUGAAGGAGAAAAAGCCGGGAGAUCUUUCAGACGAGCUGCGCAUCACCCUGGGGAUGCCCGUGGGGCCGAACGCCCACAAAGUUUCCCCUCCGUGGCUGAUCGCCAUGCAGCGCUACGGCCCACCACCUUCCUACCCCAACUUGAAAAUCCUGGGUUUGAAUUGUCCCAUCCCAGAGGGGUGCUCAUUUGGAUAUCACUCCGGAGGUUGGGGUAAACCACCUGUGGACGAGACAGGGAAGCCACUCUAUGGCGAUGUCUUUGGGACCAAUGCUGCUGAAUUCCAGGCUAAGACCGAAGAAGAAGAGAUAGACUGGACCCCUUGGGGGGAACUGGAGCUGUCUGACGAAGAAUCCUCAGAGGAGGAAGAAGACAAGGAUAGCGACGAAGAGAAGCCGGACGAGAGGGGCUUCAUCACCCCUGCCGAUAGCGGCCUAAUCACCCCAGGGGGCUUCCCUUCGGUGCCCGCUGGCAUGGAGACACCGGAACUGAUUGAGCUGCGUAAGAAGAAGAUUGAGGAAGCCAUGGACGGAAGCGAGACGCCCCAACUAUUCACAGUUCUUCCAGAGAAGCAGAUGCCAACAGUCUAUGACAUGACCACGGUCAUGAGCCGCAAAGGGCCAGUUCCCGAAAUCCAAGGGGUGGAAGUCGCCCUGGCGCCUGAGGAGUUGGAGCUCGAUCCCAUGGUCAUGACUCAGAAGUACGAUGAGCACGUGUGAGAACAACAGGCUCAAGUGGAGAAGGAGGAUUUUGACAUGGUGGCCGAGCACGCGGCCAAACAGAAGCAAAAGAAGCAGAAAGCACAGCCUCAGGACAGCCGAGCCAGAGCCAAGAAAUACAAGGAAUUCAAGGUCUGAAACGCCCUCCUCUCUUUUUUUUCCCUUCUUGUUUUUUUUUUUAAACACCUUCUCCGUCUCCCCGCCGCCUACCCUAAAAUCUUCCCUCUGUUUUUCUUUUUGUUUUGUUUCUUUUGCAUCUUUGUGGUUAGAGCUCAGAAACGGAUUGUUUUGUAAAUAAAAGUCAGAGAUUCUG
Messenger RNA from Pantherophis guttatus, 1411 nucleotides. RefSeq names its product splicing factor 3B subunit 2-like. The record is from RefSeq and is a predicted model, not a curated record. NCBI's taxonomy places the organism in Eukaryota, Metazoa, Chordata, Lepidosauria, Squamata, Colubridae. Gene Ontology annotation, cellular component: U12-type spliceosomal complex; nucleus.